This is a messenger RNA of Penaeus monodon (black tiger shrimp), 454 nucleotides long. RefSeq lists its product as uncharacterized. Lineage: Eukaryota; Metazoa; Arthropoda; Malacostraca; Decapoda; Penaeidae. The record is from RefSeq and is a predicted model, not a curated record.
GCUCCCGAAGGCAAGAUCUCUCGGUUUUUGGUCAAGAAGCGAAGAUGGUCAACGGCAAACUGGCUCUGGCGGCGGCGGUGCUGGGGGCGCUGCAGCUCAGCCUCUGCCUCGCCUCCCCCGUGGCGCACUCGGUGAGCGCCGCCGCCGUGGCUGUCGCUUCACCCGGGCAUGCCGUGGGCGUCGUGGCUCACUCUCCGCCCGGACGCGCCGUGGGCUUCGUAGCAGGCCCUUCGGCUAGGACCGUGGGCGUGAGGUACGUGGGCGGCUUCGCUCUCAGAGCUGGCGUCGUCGUAUCGGGCCGAGGUGUGUGGUGAUCGUUGUCAGGAAGACCUUCCGGCGGCGAACUCGGCAGCAGCUUGGCCUCCGGAGGAAACCGACGACAGUGAUAUGCUCUGUAACUCUUCUUUUCUCUCUGUUAAACAUAUGAAUAAAAUGCAACAGAUUCUGCUCCAUA